GGUUGCCUGUGGCACUUGGUAACAUACGUACGUGACGUCACGGCCGCCAACAAACUCAUUAUUUUAUCCGCCAAUAUAAUUGUUUAGUUAACCUCUACUGUGUAGUACUCUACAUGGUCACAUCCUGACCUGAACUGAAGAAAUCAUUUUAAUUUCUUAUUUUAAUUUCGCCAUGAGUAACGUGGACAAUUCUGAGUGGUACGCGUUGGUGAAAUAUAAAACUGGAAAUGAAACGGAAAUAGUGCCCGUGAAUAACAUUAAAGUGAAACUUGAGAAAGGUGAACGAGAACCAUUUAAUCCCAAGUCUUUAACGGAUUUUAAUAAAAGUAAAUUCUACACCGUUAGCAUUACACAUGGCAGCAACGAUGGAAAAGAGCACAAAUGGUAUGUUCUAAUCGGUUUGCUUACGGGUAUGUAAUAUUCUCUCAAACCUAAUCCAGACAGCACAAUAUACUAAAAGACAACGAAAAGAUAUCUUUUUUAAGUCGACAAAGCGAAAAAACGUCUAAAAGACGAAAAG
Ooceraea biroi (clonal raider ant) is the source of this 520-nucleotide messenger RNA. RefSeq lists its product as uncharacterized. NCBI's taxonomy places the organism in Eukaryota, Metazoa, Arthropoda, Insecta, Hymenoptera, Formicidae. The record is from RefSeq and is a predicted model, not a curated record.